CGUCUUCCCACGUCUUAUCUUCUUUUUUUCCACAAUUUUUUUAUGCUAAAUUAUUUUAUUUUUUACUUUUAUUUUUUAGACUACUUAUACUCUUAUAUUUUAAAAAUGUUGGCCGAAAAAUCAGACACUUUUGACACAGUUGAACAGGCCACAGAAGUUUCUACAACACCAAAAGAAGAGAGAAUCAGAGACUUGCCUGGACAAAAUCCUUCAGUAACCAGACAAAGCCCUCCAUUGAAUGGGCCUCGAAGGACGAGUAAUCCGGUUCAAGGAAUUUUGGAUUUGGCUACUAAUAGUCAGGAACUUCAACAGCUUACAACAGCUACAGCAGCAAAAAUUGAUUCUCUUAAAAAAUGGACUUUGACUACUUACAAAAAUACAAAACAUUUGUAUUUGGAACAUAUGGGAAAGAUUGACAAAACAUCAGAUCUGGAUUUAAAUGCUCGAAUAGCAGAGCUGCAGGAAUUACGAAAAUGUUAUAGAGAAUUGCUUUCGAAUGCUCGUAAUUUUACCAAUUAUAUGGUUCUUGCUAAUAAUAUGCAGAAGGGUAUGGCAAGUGCUUUGUGUGAAUUGGCUACUAAAGAGACCGCUAUUUCUAAAGAAUUAAAUAUGCAAAGCGAGCUCUUCUCUGUUAUGGGACAACAUAGUGAACCUUUACAAAGAAGUUUGUCACUUUUUCUUUCUUCACUUCAAACACUUUGUGAUAAUACUAUUGAAGAUACUUUUUUGACUAUUGAAAGUCAUAACCAGGCUCGACUCGAAUUCGAUGUUGGCCGUAAAGAAUUGCAAGCAGCGCGUGAAAACCCUAACAGUACUGCUCAAACAAUUGCUGUUUUAGAAGAACAAUGUAACCAACAAAGGGCAAAAUAUGAACAAUUGAAGGAAGAUGUUAGGGCAAAACUUGUUUUAUUAGAAGAAAAUCGUUGCAAAGUUAUGCGAAAACAAAUUUUAGCUUUACACAAAUCUUUUGGUCAAUGCCAUUUAAAUUGUUCUCAAGCAGUGGAAAAUUCAACAGGAUCAAAUGAUUUUACAAAAAUGGCCGUUUUAAAUGGUGGACAGGAUUCUUUACCGACAAAUUUGGCUUAUGGUGGAAGUAAUGGAUUCCAAUCAUUUUUGGAAAAAUAGAAAAAAAAUUUGAAGAAUAUUGAGGAAAAGUAAAAAGGUUCUUUUUGUGGAUUUUACUUAAAGAGAAGAUUCUGUUUUACUUAAAAUGUGAGACCCUUUUUGCAAUGUGAGACCUAACUAGUAGUCCUUUGACCAUUUUUUGACUAUUUUUUGUGGGUAUAUUUUUUCUUAAUUUUUCUUUUAUUUUUUGAAUUCAAUUCUGGUCAUCAAAAAAUGGUUAUUUAAAGGAAUACUGCAAUUACCUUAAUGGUAAAUGUCCUGGUUGGUGGUCUACCUGUCCGCAAAAAAUAUGCACACUUUUUUCUUCCCUCUUUGCAUUUUUUGGAUAUUUUUGGAUUAUACAUUUUUGGACUCGCUAAUUUUUUUCCUUUUCUGUUCAACAGAAUUAUUUUUUUUCUUUGCGGACAUAGGUAGACCGACAACAGGAACAUCUACCUACCUCAAGGGCGUAUCCAGGGGGGGGGGG
Messenger RNA from Meloidogyne enterolobii, 1591 nucleotides. The record is from the annotation of a GenBank genome assembly. NCBI's taxonomy places the organism in Eukaryota, Metazoa, Nematoda, Chromadorea, Rhabditida, Meloidogynidae.